Gracilinanus agilis (Agile Gracile Mouse Opossum) is the source of this 1673-nucleotide messenger RNA. RefSeq names its product ankyrin repeat domain 49 (gene ANKRD49). Bases 624 to 1358 code for a protein of 244 amino acids. The transcript has 3 exons. Gene Ontology annotation, molecular function: protein binding. The record is from RefSeq and is a predicted model, not a curated record. Lineage: Eukaryota; Metazoa; Chordata; Mammalia; Didelphimorphia; Didelphidae.
AACCCUCAUUCCCUUCCUAUCCUAGUGUCAUAGGAUUUAGAGUUGGAAGGGACCCUGUAGAAAUCAUCUAGUCCAACCCCUUCUCAUUUUACAAGUUAGGAAACUGAGGCCUAGAGAAGGAAAGGGACUUGCCCGAGGCCACACAAGUAGUAGAGGGAAGAGCUGACAUUCGAACCCAGGCCUUUGUUAGCUUUGGCUGUAGCUUCUUACAAUUGUAUGUUUGCCUCAUUUUACUCAACUCUCAAACCAAACCUGUUUAAAUUAAUUUCAAGGCCACCACCUCUACCUCAAUUUACCUUGGGUCAUUGAUAGAUUAAAGUACAUUACACAGGGAAACAAAACAUCCUUUUAAAAGAAAAAAAAAACCCACUCAUGUAAACCUUAGAUGAGGGUUGUGUAGCAAGUUGAUCCUGAACUACAAAUUCCUAACUUUGGAAGAGGGGACAAUAUAACAAACAAAAUGACUCUACAACCUUAACAUCACUCAGCCAAAAGGAAGACUAUGAACCAAGGAGGUGGUUCUAAUGAUGAGUAAAAUAGAGAUGUAGAGGCAGCACAGUUCAUCACAAAAAGAAAGAAACAAGCCACAAGCAUUGAAUGUUCAAAGAGACUGACAAUAAACAAUGGAAAACAUUGAAAAUGAAAAAGAAAAAUCAGAUGAUGAAGGAAAAUCUGACCCAGAGAAGACAAUAGACUUUUCUGAAUAUUUUAACCAACUGGAAUUGUUAGAAACACAUAGGCACCUAAUUCCCCUUGGAACUCAGAGCCUCUGGGUUGAUGAUACUGAUGACGAAGAAGAGCAAGACGAAGAAACUGAAGAGUGGUAUCAAAUGCAAGAACAAAAAAUGGAAAAGGAACCAAACAAAUUGCUUCUUUGGGCUGCCGAAAAAAAUCGGCUUGCCACAGUACAGAGGCUGCUUUCUGAAAAGGGCACUCAAGUAAACACCAGAGAUGAAGAUGAAUACACACCUCUCCAUCGAGCUUCAUAUAGUGGACACUUAGAUAUUGUCCGAGAGCUGAUUGCCCAAGGGGCAGAUGUUCAUGCAGUGACAGUAGAUGGCUGGACUCCCCUACAUAGUGCCUGCAAAUGGAACAAUACCAAGGUGGCAUCUUUCUUACUUCAGCAUGAUGCAGAUAUCAAUGCUCAAACAAAUGGCCUGUUGACCCCCUUGCAUCUUGCUGCAGGAAAUAGAGAUGGCAAAGACACCCUAGAACUCCUUCUCAUGAAUCGUUACAUCAAACCAGGCCUAAAAAAUAACUUGGAAGAAACAGCAUUUGAUAUUGCCAGGAGGACCAGUAUCUACCACUACCUCUUUGAAAUUGUAGAAGGUUGCACAAAUUCUAAACUGGAUUCUUAAAAAUUCUGAUAACUUUAAUCCUUUUCUGAGUAGCUGCACUUCCUUUGGAUAAAAUACAGUACAUUCCAGAAUAUUAAAUUUAGUUCAAAGAAGGUAUUUUGAAAACAGUCAGUAGUAUUUAUUCCUGUUGGUUAGACAGAUUCACUGUCAAAGUGUAUAUGAAAGGGCUCUGAGGGGUUUUCUAUUAUUUAUGUUUAUGUGGUGAUUUUGUGAUAUGGUCAAACAUAACUCUAACUUACUUGCACUUUUGUGUACUUCAAGUGUCAUAUUAAAAUGUGUCAUUUUGGGUGUUAAGCCAAAUAAAAUGCUUUUUAA